Macroventuria anomochaeta is the source of this 3610-nucleotide messenger RNA. Its product is annotated as NAD(P) transhydrogenase-like protein. Lineage: Eukaryota; Fungi; Ascomycota; Dothideomycetes; Pleosporales; Didymellaceae. Bases 134 to 3508 code for a protein of 1124 amino acids. The record is from RefSeq and is a predicted model, not a curated record. The transcript is spliced from 9 exons. Gene Ontology annotation, biological process: proton transmembrane transport; NADPH regeneration. Gene Ontology annotation, cellular component: mitochondrial inner membrane. Gene Ontology annotation, molecular function: NAD binding; NADP binding.
CGCAAACCGUGGCACUUGGGUGCUUCUCACAUCGCACCUACUCUCCAGCUAACCGUGUGCUGUGCCGACUGCCUGCCAGCAGAUGCGGGCCCUAGACAUCCUUCUUGGUCCCGUUCCUUCCUGAAAUAGCAUCAUGAGCGCGCCUGCCAACUAUAUCGCGGGCUACCGGUUUGCUGUUCGCACGCGGGGCAGUCACGGUGGCCUCAAGCCGUGUGCCUCGUUCUUCAAUCUUCGAGCAACACCAGUCCUGCAGCAUGAAUUCCAUUCCAAACAUCUCGAGCAGCCGGCUGCAGGCAUCCGAAAUUUGGCCCGUCUACGACCAUUGUACCUGCAGCAGCGUAUCACGAAGGUCCAGAGUCCAGCCGUUGCGCGCUAUGCAUCCCAUGCUGCAGCGGAGCCGCACGAUGAGGAGAUCCCUACCUCACCGCCGUUCAGCGCUGGACCCUACUCGAACCUGACCAUCGGUAUCCCUAAGGAGAGCUAUCCAGGUGAACGACGAGUCGCCAUCACGCCGCAGAAUGUCAAGCUUCUGCUCAAGAAGGGCUUCUCACGAGUCCUAGUUGAGCGUGGUGCUGGUGCCGAAGCGCAGUUCACGGAUGAGGCGUACGAGCAGGCUGGUGCUAAGACCGUUGACCGCAGAAGCGUCUUCUCCGAGGCUGACAUUAUGCUGAAAGUCAGGCCUCUCAGCAUCGAUGGAGAAGAUAGCGAAGUCGAUGCUAUCCGCGAGGGCGCCACAGUCAUCUCUUUCCUCUACCCAGUACAAAACAAGCAUGUUGUGCACCGGAUUGCAUCUCGUAAGGCUACUGCAUUCGCCAUGGAUAUGGUUCCUCGUAUCUCUCGCGCACAGGUGUUCGAUGCCUUGAGUUCCAUGGCCAAUAUUGCUGGAUACAAAGCUGUCCUGGAAGCUUCGAACCACUUUGGUCGUUUCCUUACUGGACAGACAACCGCUGCUGGAAAGAUCCCACCUUGCAAAGUCCUCGUCAUCGGUGCCGGUGUAGCAGGUCUGAGUGCCAUUGCAACUGCACGACGUAUGGGCGCCAUUGUCCGUGGUUUCGACACUCGUUCAGCAGCUCGUGAACAGGUUCAGUCUCUUGGUGCUGAGUUCAUCGAAGUUGAGAUCGAGGAAGAUGGUUCUGGAGCUGGUGGUUAUGCCAAAGUGAUGUCGAAAGAAUUCAUUGAGGCUGAGAUGAAGCUUUUCUACGAACAAUGCCGGGAAGUCGACAUUGUCAUCACCACUGCCUUGAUCCCUGGAAAGCCUGCACCGAAGUUAAUCACGAAGGCCAUGCUUGGAGCUAUGAAACCCGGAUCUGUAGUUGUGGAUCUCGCAGCUGAAGCUGGCGGCAACUGUGAAGCAACAGAACCCGGAAAGCUGGCGAAGUUUGACGGUGUGACUGUUAUUGGUUACACUGAUCUUCCGUCUCGUCUGCCCACUCAGUCUUCUACGCUCUACUCCAACAACGUUACCAAGCUUCUGCUCUCGCUGGUUCCCAAGGAUAAGAAAGAGAAGUACUACGAUGUCGAUCUUACUGAUGAGGUCACGCGUGGUUCCAUUGUCACUUAUGAUGGAAAGAUUCUUCCGCCUGCUCCUCGACCUGCACCCCCGCCAGCGCAAGCAAAACCAGCACCUUCGCCUGCCAAUCAAGAUGCAAGCAUAGUUGCUCUUACUCCGUGGCAAACUCAAUCUCGCCAAGUUGCAACUGUGACUGCUGGUAUGACUACAGCUCUUGCGCUCGGCAAAUACACUUCACCCCUUUUCAUGUCGAACGCUUUUACAUUCGCUUUGGCGAGUUUGAUCGGUUACCGCGUCGUCUGGGGUGUUGCUCCUGCUCUGCAUUCCCCUCUCAUGAGCGUCACCAACGCCAUCUCUGGCAUGGUCGGCAUUGGAGGACUUUUCGUCAUGGGAGGGGGCUAUCUGCCAGGAACCAUUCCCCAGGCCCUUGGCGCACUUUCGGUUCUGCUCGCAUCUGUCAACGUUGCAGGAGGCUUCAUGAUCACCAAGCGCAUGCUGGACAUGUUCAAGCGCCCAACAGACCCCCCUGAAUACCCAUGGCUCUACGCAAUUCCUGCCGUUCUGUUCGGUGGAGGCUACGUUGCAGCAGUCUCGACAGGAAUGGCUGGUCUUGUCCAGGCUGGAUAUCUUGUCAGCAGCGUCCUUUGCGUAGCUUCGCUCUCUGGUCUGGCUUCUCAAGUUACAGCCCGUCGUGGCAAUCUGCUCGGUAUACUCGGUGUCAUAUCUGGUAUCUUAGCCUCUUUGGCUGCGGUCGGAUUCACAACAGACGUACUCACUCAAUUUGCCGGGGUUGCUGCCAUUGGUACCAUCGCUGGACUUAUCAUCGGCAGACGAAUCACUCCCACUUCACUUCCGCAGACCGUAGCUGCACUACAUUCUGUAGUCGGUCUCGCAGCUGUCUUGACUAGUAUCGGGAGCGUCCUCGGCCACACUGGUGACAUUUCGACCCUGCACUUAGUCAGCGCCUACCUAGGUGUUCUCAUCGGUGGCGUGACGUUCACAGGAAGUAUCGUCGCUUUCUUGAAGCUGGCGGCGAAGAUAUCCUCCAAACCUUUGGCCCUUCCUGGACGUCAUCUUAUCAACAGCACACUGCUGGGUGCCAACGCGGCCACACUAGGAGCCUUCCUAGCAUAUGCACCUGGAGCACCUCUCAUUGGCGCUACCUGUUUGGUCGGCAACGCGGUGCUCAGCUUCAUCAAAGGAUAUACCACAACAGCAGCCAUCGGUGGUGCCGACAUGCCCGUCGUCAUUACGGUUCUGAACGCGUACUCCGGAUUCGCACUCGUUGCCGAGGGCUUCAUGCUGGACAACUCUUUACUGACCACAGUUGGUGCCCUCAUCGGUGUAUCGGGUUCCAUUCUUUCGUAUAUCAUGUGCGUGGCCAUGAAUAGGUCUCUCACCAACGUCCUAUUUGGUGGCAUAGCUGCAACGCCUCAGGCGCAGGCAAAGAUUGAGGGUGAGAUCACCAAGACUACUUCUGAGGAAACUACAGAAGCAUUGGUAAAUGCUGAGAAUGUUAUCAUUGUUGUCGGUUACGGAAUGGCCGUCGCAAAAGCCCAAUACGCCAUCUCCGACUUCGUCAAAGCCCUCCGCGCCAAAGGCGUCAACGUCCGCUUCGCCAUCCACCCCGUCGCCGGCCGCAUGCCAGGCCAAUGUAACGUUCUGCUCGCCGAAGCUAGCGUGCCCUACGACAUCGUACUCGAGAUGGACGAGAUUAACGACGACUUCCCUGACACAGACGUAACGCUGGUCAUCGGCGCAAACGACACCGUCAAUCCGAUCGCACUGGAGCCUGGAUCCGCCAUUGCUGGUAUGCCGGUUUUGCACGCGUGGAAGAGUAAGCAUGUUGUUAUUAUGAAGAGGGGUAUGGCGAGUGGGUAUGCGGAUGUGCCGAAUCCGAUGUUCUAUAUGGAGAACACGAGGAUGUUGUUUGGCGAUGCUAAUGAUAGUUGCAACGCCAUCAAACGCGCGCUCGAGGAGAAGAUCAAGGGUCUUUGAGAAGAGUGAAGGGUGAAGGGUGAAGGGUGAAGGGUGAAGGGUGAAGGGUUUGUAGCAUUGGCUUUAUUUUUCCUACCAUCACUAGAAUGCAUAAGCAUUUCG